Messenger RNA from Cotesia glomerata, 4149 nucleotides. RefSeq lists its product as uncharacterized. The transcript is spliced from 5 exons. Gene Ontology annotation, molecular function: nucleic acid binding. Gene Ontology annotation, biological process: DNA integration. Bases 1 to 4149 code for a protein of 1382 amino acids. Lineage: Eukaryota; Metazoa; Arthropoda; Insecta; Hymenoptera; Braconidae. The record is from RefSeq and is a predicted model, not a curated record.
AUGGGCGAACAGAGCCAGCUGCACUUCCCUGGUUUGUUAAUUUAUAGUUUGAAUAUUCAAAGUUUACAAGCCCAUAAUAAUGACAUUAUCGACAAAGUAGCUGCUAAUUCAAAUAUUCGACUUUUGUCUGAAACGUGGACUCAUAAUGAUGAAGACAUUUCCAUUCCUAAUUUAAAUUGUGUAGUUAAAUAUAAACGCCCUAAUAUAAGAUCUGGAGGUGGAGCUAUUUAUCAAAAUGAUAACGAUACAACACACAUUGUAACACCAUCAAUGGACAUUUCAGUACAUAAUAUACAGGCACUUGGAGUACAACUCAGUGCUGUAGAAGAAAUCUGUGCCGCUGAAUGUACAACGGAAAAUGAUCCGCUUUCCGCUCAAGUAUUGCUAGCUACCGCCUUAGUCCAGGUACGCCCGCAUCAUGGUAAUCCAAUCACCGCCAGAGUGUUGAUUGAUCAAGGUUCAGAGCUCUCAUUUAUGAGACAGUCGCUCUUCAAGAAGCUUGGACAACCGCUACAGCGUGACAUGGUCAUGCUCAAGGGCAUUGGCAAUGUCUCCGCAGGAAGCUCACUAGGUGUGAGCACAAUUGAGCUUCGUUCGCUGUGUACGACCGCAUCAAUGCAUGUCAGCAUGCAUAUUCUACCAACACUGACGGUAGAUCUUCCAUCGUUCGUGAUCGCUGAUCCGAAAUGGCCGCAUCUUGAGAAUCUCAAGCUCGCUGACCCGCAGUAUCUACAGCCACGCCCUGUAGAUAUUAUUCUAGGUGCAUCACCAGCCGCACAGAUCAUGAACGCAGAGAUUCAACGAGGACCUCGCAAUGCUCCGAUCGCACAAUCCACCACGCUUGGUUGGAUUAUUUAUGGAGCUGUCACCGCUAAACCCGCUUCAACAUCACACGCAGCAUUACAUGCGUCACUUGAUACAGAAUUACAAGACGCUAUCGCUAAGUUUUGGGAACAGGAAGAAGUUCCAUCAGGAAUUUCAUCGCUCAACGACGCUGAGGAAGACGAAUGUGAAGUUCACUUUCGUCAAACGCAUUAUCGACAGCCUGAUGGACGCUAUGUAGUGAGAUUACCGCUUAAAGCCCCCGAGAGUCAACUUGGCGACUCUAUUAACGCAGCCAUGGGGUCACUCCGCAGAUUAAUAACUCGCUUGUCGCGAGAAAAGGAUUAUUCUGACAUGUAUCAUGCAUUCAUGGCAGAAUAUAUUCAACUAGGACACAUGGUACGAGUUCCAAUCAACGAAUUGCCCGCAAACGCUUACUUCUUGCCUCACCAUGGGGUAUUGAAGCUUGAUAGUGCCACUACGAAGCUCCGCACAGUGUUCAAUGGUUCCUGUGCAACAUCUACAGGAAUUUCAUUGAAUGAUAUUCUUCACGCAGGACCCAAAACGCAAAUUGACAUUUUUGACGUGAUGUUGAGAAUCCGCUGCAAUAAAAUUCUAUUCGCUACUGACAUCACCAAGAUGUUCAGACAGAUUGAGGUCGACUCUCUUGAUUGGCCGCUUCAGUGCAUUCUCUGGACAGAUGAGAAUGACCUGGUAGACGCUUACUGUCUCAAGACAGUCACAUACGGAACCGCUAGUGCACCUUUUGACGCUGUACGUGUGCUCAUUCAACUUGUGAAGGAUGAAGGACACCGCUUUCCGCUAGCUGUUGCUCCAAUGUUGAAAACACGCUACGUAGAUGACAUCUACGGUGGAGCAGACAAUGAAGAAGACGCUAUAGAGGUUGCAGUGCAAACAAAAGCACUGUGUGCAGCAGGCUGCUUCCCGCUUGCCAAAUGGGCUAGCAAUAGUCUAAAAUUACUCGCUGAAGUCGCUCAAGAAAAGCAGCUAGAUACACCUCUUAAAGAAAUCAGUGAUGCACCAGUAAAAGUCCUGGGCAUGUACUGGAAUUCACGCACUGACGCUCUCCAGUUCAAGUACACGCUACCGCAAGAGACGCCAAAGACAAAAAGAGCUAUUUUGUCUGAAAUCGCUAAGCUGUAUGACCCGCUAGGACUUCUCGCACCAAUAGUAGUCAAAGCCAAGAUCUUCAUGCAAGAUCUGUGGUUAGAUAGAGUGUCAUGGGACGAACAACUGUCACCAUCACUCAUACACAAAUGGACUGGAUACCGCGAUGAUCUCCGCAACAUAGAGUCAAUCCGCAUUCCACGCUGGAAUAAUAUAGCACCCGGAGCAACUAUGGAAUUGCACGGGUUCUCAGACGCUUCGCAGAACGCUAUGGCUGCCGCUGUGUAUUUGAGAGUCACUGACGCUGAUGGGAACACAAAAGUCUCACUUCUGUGUUCAAAAACGCAAGUAGCACCGCUGAAGACUAUGACAAUUCCACGCUUGGAAUUAUCAGCCGCAUGGUUGUUAACACAACUGAUACUUCAUGUUAAAGAAGUUCAGUCACUUGGAAAUGUCAGGAUAAAUCUCUGGACUGACUCCGCCGUGACUCUCGCAUGGAUUAAAAGUCCAGCAACCCGCUGGAAGACAUUCGUCCGCAAUAGAGUGGGAAAAAUCCAAGAAACGCUUCGAGAUGUCUCCUGGAAAUUUAUUCCAGGAAAACAAAACCCAGCUGACUGCGCUUCAAGAGGUAUACCUACGCUAAAACUAAAGCAACACGCUCUCUGGUGGCAUGGACCUACGUGGCUUCAUGAACCAGAAUCCUCUUGGCCCACUCUUGAGCCUCCAACCGACAACGCAACGCAUCGAGAAGAACGCCAAGGUCUGACAUUAGUAACUUGGAAAGCAGAAAAUUGCCUUCUCCAACAAUUACUAUCGCAUUACUCGCAGCUGUUUCCAUUACUUAGGAAGCUCAGCAUCUGGCAUCGUGUCAUCGACCGCUUCAAAAGAGUUCCACAAUCUUCGCUGGCCUACCCGCUUACUCCAUCAGACCUGGAGCGCGCUAAAUUGACUUUGAUUAACAUCACUAAGCUGACUCCGUUCAUCGACCAUCAGGGGGUCCUGAGAGUCGGUGGCCGCUUAAAAAACGCAUUAUUGGACCCAGAAGAGAAGCAUCCAGCAAUACUGCCGAGACAUUCACCGCUUACAUCAAUAUUGAUUGAUGAUUCGCACCGCAAAACGCUUCACGGAGGUACUCAGCUCACGCUCGCUGAAUUACGCAAAGCUGUCUGGAUCAUUGGAGGCCGUGUUCCAGUCAGAUCCUUUAUUCUACGCUGUGUAAUUUGCACGAGACAUCGUGGAGAACGCGCUCAACAGCUGAUGGGUCAACUACCUGCCGCACGAGUACAGCCAACUCGAGCCUUUUUGCAUACAGGACUCGAUUAUGCUGGACCCAUCACGCUAAAAACCUCAGCUGUUCAUCUAGAGCUAGUCACUGACUACACCGCUGCCGCUUUCAUCGCCGCUUAUCGCCGCUUCACUAGUCGCCGAGGUAUCUGCCACACGCUAUAUUCUGACUGUGGAACCAAUUUCGUAGGAGCAGAAAAAGAGCUGAAACGACUAUUCGCAGCAGGAUCCCGCACAUUACGAGAAUUAUCAAGUCUGAUCGCGCAAGAUGGCACGAACUGGAAAUUCAAUCCGCCUGGAGCUCCACAUUUUGGAGGAAAAUGGGAAGCCGCUGUGAAAUCUAUUAAAUUUCACCUCCGAAGAACAAUCGGAGACUCGCUAUUGACGCUUGAGCAGUAUUCGACGCUACUGGCUCAAAUUGAAGCCAUAUUGAAUUCCAGACCGCUUACACCGCUUAAUGAAGAUCCUGCUGACCUGGCUGUAUUAACUCCAGGUCAUUUCUUAAUCGGACAGUCAUUGACCGCAGUCCCAGAGCCAUCGCUGACAGAUUUACAACCUGCUCGGCUCUCGCACUGGGAACAAGUCCAGCAAAUGGUGCAACAUUUCUGGAAACGCUACUACCAGGACUGUAUCCACCGCUACCAGGCCAUUUCAAAGUGGCAUCAUCAACGCAACCAGAUCAAAGUGGGUUCAGUUGUACUGAUCACCACUGAGGAUCUUCCGCCAACCAAGUGGCCAUUAGCCAAAGUGAUUGCUGUCCAUCCAGGAGCAGAUGGACAAAUCCGCGUGGUAACUGUGAAGACAGUUAACACAGAGCUGGUACGCCCAAUUACAAAGCUUUGUGUCUUGCCACUGACGCAUGAAGAGGAUGAUCUUGUCGACGCAGCCGCCAACGCCGGGGAGAAUGUUCAGUGA